Molecule: messenger RNA, 2376 nt
Organism: Coniosporium apollinis CBS 100218
Lineage: Eukaryota; Fungi; Ascomycota; Dothideomycetes
Exons: 1
Coding region: 1-2376 (791 amino acids)
Source: RefSeq, a predicted model, not a curated record
AUGGCGGACCAAGAUGAUCGACUGCAUACGGUGACUCCAACUUCAGGAUGUGAGAUUUGUUUUGGAACGUUGGCUACCAACCCCGGGCUCUGUGAAAGGUGUCAGGCGUGGAAUGACGCAAAGCACAUAUUCCAGUGCAUGAACUGCACCUUUUAUCGCAGGAAAUAUAUCCCUGUAAACGACGUCCUACGCGCUCGAGCAUGCCUAGUCUGCGGAGCUAUUGGUUCGGCCAUUGGCGAGAAGAUGCACCUCACUCCCUUCAGCACUUCCUCCAGUAAACCGGAGUGGCAGGUCUCCAUCGCAUGGCCCUUCACGCUGAGGCAGUACGAUUGGUGGCUACCUGGAUCGGAACUUGUCGACUUUGCCACUGGGAAUGGGUGCGAGUACGCCAUCAAAUGUAUCGUGUAUUUGCAGAUCCAUCAGGAUCCAGAGGCCUUCGAGCGAGAGGCGGCGAAACCCCAGCGUUUUCGUGGGUUACCAUCACCUACUAUCAGCGUCAGAAUUCAACUCUUCUAUCAGCGCUACACGACCAAUUUAACCAGGGUCGAGCGGUGGGAAGACUCCCCGUUCAUCGACAUCCAGCUCGUAAAGGACUGGGUAUCGACCUGCGAGCACGAACAUGGAGAGAAAUGCAAUGGCGCUAGUAGCCCGACACCUUCACCGGCCCGACCCACGGAUUUCAGGGUUGUUGACGUUCGCCGCUUCUGUAUUUCCACACUUCCGGAAUCCUCGCGAUAUGUUGCGCUCAGCUACACGUGGAAAAGGUCGACCGAUGAAAGACCGCUACAACUUGAGCAAGCCAACGUUGACCGAUUGCAGGCGGACGAUGCGCUAAGGAGCCACCCUUUACCUGCUGUUAUCGUGGACGCAAUACGGUUGUGCGCUGAUCUUGGAGAGCGCUAUCUUUGGAUCGAUAGAUUGUGUAUUGUCCAAGAUGACCCGGUGUCAAAGCAUACACAGAUUGUAGCAAUGGAUAAUAUAUACAACAUGGCUUAUGUCACAAUAGUUGCCGCCAUUCAGGGACCGGAUGUCGUCGGACUCCCUGGCGUUAGAGAUCGUCCAAGGCAAUCACUAUCCUACAAUUGCAGUCGACGCUUCGACCUCGAGAGACGUUGUACUUUCGCCGAUUUCAUCUCGACUGUAGAGGCGUCUGCCUGGAACACUCGAGGCUGGACAUUCCAGGAGCGGCUGUUGUCACGCAGAUGCCUCUGUAUCACAGACUACCAAGUGUACUUCGUCUGUGGUCAGGACACUCUCGCGGAGGAGGGUGACGUUGGCGAUUCCGCAAUUCAUCCCGUUCAUAUCAAGUCUCCACAUCUGGCGGCCGGAGUUGUUGUGAUCUCGCUUGAGGAUUAUUUUGCAUGUGUCAGUAACUAUACCGCGAGGUCGUUAUCCUACAAGACAGAUAUCCUGAAUGCCUUCUAUGGGGUCGGUAAUGUCCUCUCUAGACUGCUAGGAAAUACGCGCAUGUCGUUCGGUCUACCGGAGCGGUAUUUUGUGCAGUCGCUGCUCUGGAGCCAGAGUUGUCGAUUUGAGUUGAGAGACGGAUGCUCAGAGAUUCCCAGCUGGAGCUGGGCCGCGUGGUUAGGAAAAGUGCAGUUCCACUCUACCACUGGCUCCUUUCAUAAAUGGGACACGGAAAUCGGAACGAUGGUGAAGUAUUACAUACAGGAUGGCACAGCGCAAAACAGCCAGCUGCGAGCGCUGGACACGGAGGACGUGUGGUUUGGUACUGCGGUGGACUUCAGCAGAUUUGGAGAGCGUUCGAGUUUACCGAAAAUACGAGGGAUGAAAAGUUUGCCGGGACACUCACGGUCAACGCGUACAUGGGCCAAGUGCCCACACAACCCAUGGACGGCGCUUUCCAAACAAGUUCUUGACCCCGAAUCGUGUGCUCUUUCGGAAAAAUAUCCUGGCUGCCUCGUGUUCAACACAACAGUUGCAUCUUUGUUCCUAAGCCCUAGAACGGCACCUAAUGCUGGGAGCGUUCGCCUUCCGUUUGGGGACGAGAAGAAUGAGAAUGUUCUGGUCAUGCUGGACCUCCUCGACAAGCACCUUAAUAUUAUCGGCUACAUGGGAACGGACAAGCGGUGGCUAGACAGGGAAAUUGACAUAAAAAAUCCAUACGAGUUUAUCGUGCUUUGCGCAGCUAUCAUGCCAUUGGCUCCAAGGAAAUAUUUGGUGUUUAGUGCGCGCAAUGGCUUACGCAACGAAUUACACGGUCUCCGUGCGGUUGAAGAGAUCACACCCUGGCGACUACGCGUUAUGCUAAUCGAACGUCAUGGAGGCGUUGCUCGCCGGCUAGGUAUCGGUUCUGUUGAAACAAAUUUGUGGAAACAAGCCGAGCCAACGUGGCAAACAAUUGUUCUCUUCUAG